AUGAGAGAAGUUAUCUCCGUCCACAUUGGCCAAGCCGGAGUCCAAAUUGGAAAUGCCUGCUGGGAGCUUUACUGUCUGGAACAUGGAAUCUCUCCCGAUGGUACCAUGCCAGAGGAAAAGAGCAAAGAAACUGGUGACUCCUUCACCACUUUCUUCUCCGAGACCGGAAACGGAAGAUAUGUUCCAAGAGCCAUCAUGAUUGAUCUUGAGCCAACUGUUGUUGAUGAGAUCAAGACCGGAACUUACAGCAAGCUCUUCCACCCCGAGCAGAUGAUCACUGGCAAAGAAGAUGCCGCCAACAACUACGCUCGUGGACACUACACCGUUGGAAAGGAAAUCAUCGACCUUGUUCUUGACCGAGUACGUCGUCUUGCCGACAACUGUACUGGACUCCAAGGAUUCCUCAUCUUCCACUCCUUCGGAGGAGGAACUGGAUCUGGAUUCACCUCCCUUUUGAUGGAAAGACUUUCCGUUGACUACGGAAAGAAGAGCAAGCUUGAGUUCUCCAUCUACCCAGCUCCCCAGGUUUCCACCGCUGUUGUUGAGCCUUACAACUCUAUCCUUACUACACACACUACUCUUGAGCAUUCCGAUUGUGCCUUUAUGGUCGAUAAUGAGGCUAUCUAUGAUAUCUGCCGCCGUAAUCUUGACGUUGAUCGUCCAAGCUACACCAACUUGAACAGAAUCAUCUCUCAAGUUGUUUCUUCCAUCACUGCUUCUCUCCGCUUCGAUGGUGCCCUCAAUGUUGAUUUGACUGAAUUCCAAACUAACCUUGUUCCAUACCCAAGAAUCCACUUCCCAUUGGCCACUUACUCGCCACUCAUCUCUUCUGAUAAGGCUUACCAUGAAGCUCUCUCUGUUCAAGACAUCACCAACAUGUGCUUCGAGCCAAGCAACCAAAUGGUUAAGUGCGACCCCAGAAAUGGAAAGUACAUGGCUGUAUGCCUCCUCUACCGUGGAGAUGUCGUUCCUAAGGAUGUUAACCAAGCUAUUGGUACCAUUAAGACCAAGAGAUCCAUCCAAUUCGUUGACUGGUGCCCAACCGGAUUCAAGGUCGGAAUCAACUACCAACCACCAACUGUUGUCCCAGAAGGUGAUUUGGCUAAGGUCCCAAGAGCCGUCUGCAUGCUCUCCAACACCACUGCCAUCGCUGAGGCCUGGUCUCGUCUUGACCAUAAGUUCGAUCUUAUGUACGCCAAGCGCGCCUUCGUCCACUGGUACGUCGGAGAGGGUAUGGAGGAAGGAGAGUUCUCUGAGGCCCGUGAGGAUCUCGCUGCUCUCGAGAAAGACUACGAAGAGGUCGGAAUUGACUCCAACGAGCCCGGUUAUGAAGAGGGUGAAGAGUAUUAG
This is a messenger RNA of Auanema sp. JU1783, 1350 nucleotides long. NCBI's taxonomy places the organism in Eukaryota, Metazoa, Nematoda, Chromadorea, Rhabditida, Rhabditidae. The record is from the annotation of a GenBank genome assembly.